Molecule: messenger RNA, 882 nt
Organism: Nannizzia gypsea CBS 118893
Lineage: Eukaryota; Fungi; Ascomycota; Eurotiomycetes; Onygenales; Arthrodermataceae
Exons: 2
Coding region: 1-882 (293 amino acids)
Molecular function (GO): protein binding
Source: RefSeq, a predicted model, not a curated record
AUGGAUAAGCCAUUUGGCAGACUUAUCGACUCGAAUCUAUAUACGUUCUUUAUUGGCCCCGAUAAGGCUCGCUUUGAGGUUCAUUCUGCAGCCAUAGCGAAGCAGUCUCAUGCCCUAGACGCCCUCAUCAAUGGCAAUAUGGCUGAAGCGCACUCUAAAACUAUCACCUGGGCGGACGUUGAUGUUGACACAUUCGUUCGAUUUUGCGAAUUUUGUUACUUGAACGAUUACUCCCCGCCGAGCUGCCAACAGGCUAGCGAUGAUGAUAUGAGGGAUAGUGAGAUACCAGCCAUAGAGCCUGAGCCUAGCGGUUCCCCGAUAGAAUCACACACCGAGCACAAAUUUUCCGGACAUCUAGUUUCUUCGAGCAAGGACAAACCCGAAAUAAUCGAGAAACAGGCAUCCAGUGCUGCGACGCCUCUUUUCUCAGAAAAGGACUAUCCUCUUCCAGAAUGUUGUGUGGAAUUGAGGGAAAGGUUUGCUAUCUUCUCCAACGUAUCGGCAGAUCAGGAUUAUACCCCCGUCUUUCUCGGACACGCUCGGCUAUAUGUGGUAGCCGACAAAUAUGGAAUCCAGUCCCUUAAAGACCUCGUGCUGUGCAAGCUUUAUAAGACCUUGAAAAAUUUCACCUUCUUUCACACAAGGGUUGGAGAUAUCAUCAGUCUUAUCAGAUAUACAUACAAUGACGAGAAUACUCGUGGAGGCGUGGAUGGGAUGGAUGGCUUAAGGAGGCCGGUAACUCACUUCGUGGUAUAUUGGUCAGAUUGCAUUACCUGGCGUGACGAAUUUUUUGAGCUGCUGCACGAAGGUGGCGAGUUUGUCACGGAUUUCUGGAAGGUGGUGCGCGAGAAUGUUGACUUCCCUAUUCGGGAGCUGCCGUAG